CUUUAUACAAAAUUUUAAUACAAAAUUAUUUCUGAGUGAUAUACAAUCAAAAAUAUAUACUAAAAAUGACAACAAAAAAGCUGAUUUCUACUCCAUUUGCUCCCGGUCCAGUAAAUAAUGCUCCUUAUAGCCAGGCCAUUUUGAUUGAUUCAAAAACGUUAUACGUGUCGGGAACCCUUGGACUUUCGGUUAAGACCGGAAAGUUGGUGGAAGGAGGAUUUGACAAUGAGAUGCAACAAGCGAUGAAAAAUUUGGAGGCCAUACUAAGAGCUGGCAAUUCGUCUUUCGAUAAGUUGAUUAAGGUGAACAUAUUUUUAGAAGACAUGAAUGACUUUUUUAAGAUGAACGAAAUUUACAGAACGUAUGUCAAGAAAAAUUUUCCUGCUCGAUGUGUUGUGCAAGCUGCCAGACUGCCCGUAAAUGCCAAAGUUGAAAUUGAAGCCAUAGCGAUCUCGGGAGAUUUAGCUCCGUCUGAAUGUACAUGUUGAACGUGCAACUAUUAUUUGCUUAUUUAUUUGAAUUAUAUUUCUUACU
This is a messenger RNA of Diabrotica balteata, 534 nucleotides long. NCBI's taxonomy places the organism in Eukaryota, Metazoa, Arthropoda, Insecta, Coleoptera, Chrysomelidae. The record is from the annotation of a GenBank genome assembly.